AUGAACCACACGGUGAUCACAGAGUUUGUCCUCUUAGGCCUUUCCGAUAAUCCCGACCUUCAGGUUGUGAUUUUCCUCUUUUUAUUUGUCACAUAUGUAUCAAGUGUCACUGGAAACCUGACCAUCAUCACCCUGACCCUGGUGGACUCCCAUCUACAGACGCCAAUGUAUUUCUUCCUCCGGAACUUCUCUUUCUUAGAAAUCUCCUUUACUACUGUAUGCAUCCCCAGAUUUCUGGGCGCCAUUAUCACCAGGGAUGAGACUAUUUCUUAUAACAACUGUGCGGCUCAACUCUCUCUCUUUAUUUUCAUGGGUGUGACGGAGUUUUACAUUCUAACUGCCAUGUCCUAUGACCGCUAUGUUGCCAUCUGCAAGCCUCUUCAUUACACGACCAUCAUGAACAGGAAACUCUGCAUCCUGCUUGUGCUCUGUGCGUGGCUGGGCGGGUUUCUGACCAUUUUCCCUCCCCUUAUGCUUCUCCUCCAGCUGGAUUACUGUGCUUCCAAUGUCAUUGACCACUUUGCAUGUGACUAUUUCCCCCUUUUGCAAUUGUCUUGCUCAGAUACAUGGCUCCUAGAAGUAACCGGUUUUUACUUUGCUUUGGUUACCUUGCUGUUCACUUUGGCCCUAGUGAUUUUAUCUUAUAUGUACAUUAUCAGGACUAUUUUGAGAAUCCCAUCUGCCAAUCAGAGAAAAAAGGCUUUCUCCACCUGUUCCUCUCACAUGAUUGUCAUUUCCAUCUCUUAUGGAAGCUGUAUAUUCAUGUAUGCUAAUCCCUCGGCCAAAGAAAAGGCAUCACUGACAAAAGGAGUAGCUAUUCUCAACACCUCUGUUGCCCCCAUGCUGAACCCCUUCAUCUACACCCUGAGAAACCAGCAAGUAAAACAAGCCUUCAAAGACAUGGUCUAUAAAGCAGUAUUUUCUGCAAAGAAAUGA
Messenger RNA from Phacochoerus africanus (Common warthog), 936 nucleotides. RefSeq names its product olfactory receptor 6C3. NCBI's taxonomy places the organism in Eukaryota, Metazoa, Chordata, Mammalia, Artiodactyla, Suidae. Gene Ontology annotation, cellular component: membrane. The record is from RefSeq and is a predicted model, not a curated record. Bases 1 to 936 code for a protein of 311 amino acids. The transcript has a single exon. Gene Ontology annotation, molecular function: olfactory receptor activity; G protein-coupled receptor activity. Gene Ontology annotation, biological process: G protein-coupled receptor signaling pathway.